Messenger RNA from Drosophila innubila, 4902 nucleotides. RefSeq lists its product as uncharacterized. The record is from RefSeq and is a predicted model, not a curated record. The transcript is spliced from 6 exons. The coding region runs from base 16 to 4803 and encodes 1595 amino acids. Gene Ontology annotation, biological process: carbohydrate metabolic process; glycerol-3-phosphate catabolic process. Gene Ontology annotation, molecular function: glycerol-3-phosphate dehydrogenase [NAD(P)+] activity; protein homodimerization activity; NAD binding. NCBI's taxonomy places the organism in Eukaryota, Metazoa, Arthropoda, Insecta, Diptera, Drosophilidae. Gene Ontology annotation, cellular component: glycerol-3-phosphate dehydrogenase (FAD) complex; cytosol.
AUAUGUAACGACGAGAUGGCAAGGAAACCAAAGGUGUGCAUUAUAGGUGCAGAGAGCUGGGGCUCUGCAAUUUCGACUGCCGUUUGUAAAAAUGCACUCAAUGGGGAAUUCGAUAAGCGAGUGCACAUUUAUGUUUACGAUGAGCUCGUGAGGAGCAGUUACCUCUCCGAGGUGAUGAACGAGCGUCACGAAAAUAUUAAAUAUCUGCCGGGAAUCAAGCUAGACGAGAACUUGAUUGCUGUCAAUGAUCUAGUAGAAGCUGCCAAGGAAGCAGAUAUUUUGAUAUUUGCCACUUCGCAUAGCUUUUUAAAACCAUACUGUAAUAUAUUAGCGGGCAAGAUGAAAAGUAGUGCCUACGCAGUAUCAAUGAUCAAGGGACUCGAUCAUAUAAGGGAUGGUGAAAUCGAUCUCUACUCGCAUGCCAUAUCCAACCAAUUGAAAAUUCCAUGCUAUUCAAUUAUGAGUGCCAACAGUGCCAUGGAAAUGGCACAGGGAAAAUUGUGUGAAAUAACAAUUGGUUGCAACAAUGAGGCACAUGCUCAGCAAUUGACCAAUCUGUUCCAGACCGAGAACUGCAAAGUGUUUAGCAUCGAUGAUGUCGAUGGAGUCGAACUCUGCAAUACCCUAAAGGAUUUGGUGGCCCUAAGUGCCGGAUUUAUUGACGGCUUGCGACUGGGAGACAAUGCUCGGGUCGCUUGUCUUCAUUUGGGCUUAAAGGAAAUGAUGCGAUUCAUUAAGGCUUUUAAUCCGACUACUAAGCUGUCCACAUUUUUCGAAAGCUGCGGUGUUGCAAAUUCUGUGGCUUCCUCCUACGCUGAUAAAAACGUAACUUUUGCCAAAAGCUUUGUCACAUCGCGGAAGACUGUACAAGAAAUCGAAGCAAAUCUUUUGAAUGGGCGUAAAUUGCUUGGUCCCGUAAUUGCUGGCGAAAUUUACGCCUACUUGGAAAAGGCCAAGCUGCAUAACGAGUACCCACUUUUCUCGAUCUUGCAUCGAAUCUGCCAGAAUGAAGUACCACCGGAAGCCAUUGUAGAUACCCUGCGUAAUCACCCGGAUUUCAGCAAUUGCUCCAUUACUCGAUUGCAAAAAGAAGAGUAUACGAUACCCAUUUCUGACACAGAAAGCGUACUUGAGAACUUGGCCGAUACAGUUCCUGAACAUAGCCCUAUUUCGUUAGAUAAUGUGAUUUCUAAGCACUCUGUUGCUAAUCCAUUUAAUAGCUUCAAUGAGGAUGAGGAGUUACUUGAGCCAUUUCAGCAAUAUUUUCGAAUACCAAAUACCAACAUGGAGUUGACAGAGUUUUUUGAAAAGUGUCAAAAAUCUAGCAUGACAGCAAUCGCAUCUAUAGAUGAUUCCAAUCCUAAUGAUGGCAACGUGGAGUAUUCUUUCGAAAUUGAAUCGGCGGGUGAAAAACCAGAAAUCUAUCUUAAGCUUAAGGACAUUACGACAAAUUCGAUAACAGAUGAGAGUAAAGCUCCGUGGAUUGAUCAAGAACAGGACGCAGAUUCGAAUUUGUGCAAUGCUGUGGGUUCUUCCAAUUUUACAACAGAAUUUCAGUUCCCAAAAGGCAGUGAAUUCUUAUCGGUGAAAGGUCAACCUGAAGAGCGAAUGGCCACAAAUAAAUCAAAAGAUGGAAAUUCAUCGCCUUUAGUCGGUCUGACCAAUAUUAUUGAACGGCAUAUGAGACCCUAUAAUGAGAAAUUCAAGGCAUUAAAGGUUCGGGUUAAGGUUGAGAAUGACAAGAACAAAAAAACAUCAUCAAAGAAGGCUGAUUUAGAGUCCAAAUCGGAACCAAUUGAACCACAUGAAGAAAUCCCCGGGAAAAAGCAGAACGUACCAAAUAUAUAUGCAAAGGAGGAAGUACUUUAUGAUAGGGAUUCUACAACUAACACCCGUGAUCCCAAUGUAAUGAAGCUUAUAGACAUGAUAAAAAUUAAGGAAAAUAAAACAGUAGAGGAAGAACUGAUUGGGCAGUCACAAGUUGGAAACGAUCAUUCAAAGCACAAUAAGAAUGAGUCAGCCAAAAUGAUUGAUCAAACAAAUGAAAAUGUUUUUCCCAUUAAUCAAGGUGGCUACACGGUCGAUUAUCUGAAAGUAGUUCGUAGUAGUUCCAAAAAAGAGGAGCCUAUCUCAGAGUUGCAGGACGGCGAAAGCUCAGAUACUCCAAGAAUUAAUAAAGCAGAUGCAGUUCCCUUGCAAUACUCAAUGACGGACAAUUCCUAUGGUCCGGCAGAGACCGAUCUGGAGACGGAGAAUCUCAGCCAGGAUGAGUUAAAAUCUAAUCUGGAUCAGUCGCAAAAAGAGGAAAUGAAGAAUAUGUUUUUGGCACUUACAUUGAAGCCAACAGCCUCUGAAAGCAUUGACAAUAAGGCUCCAGAAGUGCUUCAUUCUGAUCGGGAGAAUAAAGAGACUCAAGGAGAAUUGCCUACAAAUGAUCAAGCUAGUUUUGAAGAUCAGCAAAAGCUUAAAUUGGCACAGGAGUAUCUGGAUGAGCAAGUGACAUUUAUCAAUAAUCUUAUGAUGGAAGCCGCUUCUUCAGAAGCCUUCAACAAAGAAUCUUCGAAUCAACUCGUUGACAACGAGUCUAAGAAAGAAUCGAUAUUGCCUUGUUCAAAAUUAGAAGAUCCAAACUUUUGGCUUGAAUAUCCAAAAAAUGUGGAAAAGAAUGAUAUAUUAUUAGAGCACGAAGAAUCCAGUAGCAAUGAUAGGAAGCGACAAAUUGAUAAUAAAUCCAGCAUUAACAAUAAGCAAAGUUUAUUGGGCUUUAAAGAAAAGCAAGACUAUCUACAAAAAGAAGAGGCGAUUCUGGACGGCGACAAGUACGAAAGCAACAGCUGGAAAAGGCUUCAGGAUAAGCAAGAAGACGACGAUCAUCACCAUAAAUUAUUAACAUUAGAAUAUUUGGAAAAGCAGAAGACUCCACUAGAUACGGAUAAAAGCAAAGCUUUUUCCAGUCCUAGCGACGAUUUCGAAAAAUUACUUGGUCAUGCAAAUCGAAGCGGUGAUGAGGGAAUUGAAGGAAAGUCAAAGCUGAUUGAAGAUCAACAUUCGUUGGCUUUGGUUAAAAAGAAUCCAUUUCAUAGUCCUGAAGAUCCAAACCUGCGAUAUUAUCAUGGCAAAAAUGAUGGUGAACAGGGACCAGAAUGGGAUUGGUUGCUCGACAGCGAAAAAUUUGAUGAUAUUUCCGAGAAGCCAUCGAAACAGAAGACAUUUUCGAGAGCGAAGAGCAUAAAUGAAAACCAAGAUCAAGAUCUUGCGAGUCACAGCUAUCAACCUUCAGCAGUUUUCAGUCAGGACCAGGACCAGAACCAGGCUGGUAUUCAGAAGACCUCUAAAAAGAAGUCGAAAUCGUUGAAACGAAGAGAAGCAGUCGAGGAGGAAGCCUUGAGACAGGAUCAAACUCAACCCGUGUCGGCUACUCUGUCUUCUUCUGUGCCCUCUUUGUCAAUAGACUCGGAGAAGUCUUUACAGCCUAAAGGCGAGGAGCAAGGCGAUGUUCCUCAGCAGGAGUUAAAUCCAGGCAUUAACUCUUCAUACCAUUUACAGUUUUCUGAAGAACCAAUCGAAAAACCUUUGGAUAAACAAGUUUCUUCCGAAUCACAUGCUGAAGAAACUGAAGAAAUGCCACAAAAGUAUUUCAAAAACAAUAUGAAAGAAACACCAACGUCAGAUCUAACAUUUUUUGAGUUGAAUUCUGAAACAAGCGACGAAAUUUUACGAAAAGAUUUCAAGAACAAUUUUAUUGAAGCACCAACAUCAGAACCAGCUGUUUCUGAAGAUACCAAAGAAAUUUCACAAAAAGGUUUUAAAAACAAAAUGAUUAAAACAUCAAAGUCAGAACCAACAGCUUCUGAAAUAAGUACUGAAGAAACUGAAGAGAUUUUACGAAAAGAUUUCAAGAGCAAUAUAAUAGAUCCAACAGUUUCUGAAUUAUAUGCUGAAGAAAUCCAAGAAGGAGGUUACAAAAAGAAAAUGAUGAAAGCUCCCAAUUCAGACCCAACAGAUCACGAGUUGAAUGUAGAAGAAAUUGAUGAAAUUCCACAAGAGGAUCACAAGAAAAAAUUGAUUAUAAAACCAACCUCAGGCCAAAUAGCUUCCGAUUUAAAUGCGGAAGAGACCGAUGAAAUUGCACUAGAGGACUUUCUGAAAAAGACCAUAGAAAACUCAAAAGAUUCAGAGUUAACUGUUGAGGAAAUGCUGCUCGAAGAGGAACCGUAUAAAGCGAUACUCGAUGAAGAUGCGAAAAUCAGUUCCUCGAAUGAAAGAGAAUUCAUGGAACAAGAUGAAGAGAAGUACGAGCUGAGACCUGAAACUGAGGAUGAUUUGAAUAAACAGCUAAAUACUUUGAUGACCAAGGGACAGACUAAGGAACGUCCGGUGAACUAUAAAGGCAUUAAUCCUUAUAUUAAUGACUUGAGCAUACUUCCCGAGACGUCAGAUAUUACAAAGAGCAAUGAGAGCGAGCGUCGAACGCGUAAGAAAACCGCGUUUAGACCGUCAUUCCAUCCUCCGAUCAAUCCUCGUGUCCGUAUACCACGUCCCCCCUUCGAUGUGCGAGAUCAUGAGUAUCAUACUGUCAACUAUCGUCCUCCUCCAGAUCUAAUGCGCCAUGCAACGCUCCCGCUGCGUCGAAAGCCAGUUGCCUAUCAUCAAUCCAAGCACGUGUCCGCUGCCAGCAAUGUGGUCAAGCUGCCGCGUCCAGUAAUGACAUUGCCUGCAUCCGUAAUGCGCUCCUCCGUUCUGGCCGUUGAGGUGGGACUUUUUGCCGCUUUCUUCACGCGCUACAGAGGCGGCUGCAAGUAACUUUAAAUCAGGCAGCAAUUAACUUAAAUUCAUUUGAGCUUCUUAUACCCAUCUACUACAUCUGUCAUUUUUCCGGUAAUAAAGUCGUUACAAAUUGAA